Molecule: messenger RNA, 1577 nt
Organism: Aspergillus ochraceoroseus IBT 24754
Lineage: Eukaryota; Fungi; Ascomycota; Eurotiomycetes; Eurotiales; Aspergillaceae
Product: metallophosphatase domain-containing protein
Exons: 1
Coding region: 159-1268 (369 amino acids)
Molecular function (GO): hydrolase activity
Source: RefSeq, a predicted model, not a curated record
AGAACUUCAAGGUGCGAAGUAACGAGCUACCACUUGGAAGACGGAGGAGGAGUCAAAAGAAGAAACAGGAUUAUAGAAGAAGAGAAGUGAAGAAGACUUUGACUGUUUGGUCUUCGCCGCCAUUUCUCUCCUCUUUUCUCCUGUAUCCACGUCACAACAUGUCUUCCCCGUUCCAUCGCCGUCCGUUUCCCGAUUACCUCCUCUCGUCUCCUCUGGUCGCCCUCUUGUAUCCUCUCCACCAUCUCCUUCUGCGACUUCGCGGUCCUCCUCGACUACCUCCUCCCGAUUCUCGUCCUAUCCGUGUCGUCUGUAUCUCUGAUACGCACACGCUAGAAUGGCAAGACGUACCGGAAGGCGACCUUCUCAUCCAUGCAGGCGACCUCUGCAAUGGCGGAAGCGCCCGUGAAAUUCAAGCUGCUGUCGACUGGCUGCGCAAGCUCCCUCAUCCGCAGAAAGUCGUGAUCUGCGGCAACCAUGAUAGCUAUUUCGAUAUCCGCUCGCGAUGUGCUGAAGAUCGGGAUCAGUCCUUUGCUGCCAUCUCAUCGUCGACAGCCUCCAUCCGCUCCAUCGAUGACCUUGACGCCCGUCACAAGAUCGACUGGGGUGAUAUUCACUACCUCCAACACUCCUCGGUCACCCUGACCUUCCCUCCUCUCCCUCAACCACCAUCCUCUUCCUCUUCCGCCUUAUUGGCUCCCGGCUCCCGUUCCCGGGCUCUAACAGUUUACGGUGCUCCUCAAAUACCUGCCAUCGUACCCUUUGGCCCUGAACACGCUUUCACCUACCCCGCGCAACACGACGCCUGGUCCGGCACCAUCCCCGCAAACACAGACAUCCUAAUUACCCACACCCCCCCGCAAUCCCACCUCGACCUCUCGCCCAUAUAUUCCAUUGGCUGUCCCUUCCUUCUGGCUGAGACCUGGCGCGUGCGGCCCAUGCUCCACGUCUUUGGCCAUGUCCACGCGGCCUACGGGAUAGAGCCCGUCUACUGGGACGAAGCGCAAAAAGCAUGGGAGCGACUCUGUACCUCCCGCCGCGCACGGGCACAGUUCUCCCGACUAAGCUCCCUGCUCGGUUUCCUGCGAGAUUUGUUCGAUAUCUCGGGGUGGAUAGAUUCCGCGCGGGUGGUGGUAUAUGGCGUACUGGGGGUCGUGUGGGCCAAGGUAUGGGGCGGUGAGAACCACGCUUCGGGCUGGAUGAUUAAUGCUGCGUGUAUGUAUCGGGAUUCUGGCCGUCUGGCCAAUAAGCCACAGGUGGUGGUCUUGUAGGCGAAGGAAUUCUUUUUCCGGCUUAGUUUCUACUGGCAUAACUGCAUACAGCAUGGGUGCAUGUUGUACUCCCAGGGGCGCCAAUCGUUUUGUAUAUAGUUUUUGUCUUGGUUUAAUAUCUGAUCCCCAUACAUAGGGUGGGCGUUGGGCACACAUAAAAUUCGAAGCACUUGGCUUUAUUCCUCCAUAUUAUAGGUGUUCUGUACAUAACCGACGUUCGAAUCUCGCGCUCCAUAUAAUUACUAGUACUAGCACAGUAUUCACUGAUGUCAUAAUUAAACUACGACUAACAGAAAGCGCCUGUUAGCA